Messenger RNA from Olea europaea var. sylvestris, 2207 nucleotides. RefSeq names its product monogalactosyldiacylglycerol synthase 2, chloroplastic-like. NCBI's taxonomy places the organism in Eukaryota, Viridiplantae, Streptophyta, Magnoliopsida, Lamiales, Oleaceae. Gene Ontology annotation, biological process: glycolipid biosynthetic process. The transcript has 8 exons. Bases 527 to 1888 code for a protein of 453 amino acids. Gene Ontology annotation, molecular function: hexosyltransferase activity. The record is from RefSeq and is a predicted model, not a curated record.
UAAGAUCCGAAUCUGCUCAUCAGAACAUUCCAUGCAAGUGGCUGAUCAACGGCUCUAAACCCCUCGCUCAAUGCCUCCCAAAAGUUCCCCUGAUGGCAUCAUUCGAGCAUCCAAAAUAGCACCCUCUCCUUUUAAUCGGGAAAAGGAAGUCAUUUUUCGCCAACUCAUACUAUUCUCUCUUCCCCGUCUUUGCCUGCCGCCUCUAUCUCUCCCCCUCUCUCUCUCUCUCCCGUUGAUUUUCCGGAAAAUAGAUUUUCCGGCGACAUUUCAAGAAUUCAGCACUUGAGUUUUCUUGGAUUCUUGAUUUGCUUUGUUGUUUGUAUUAUAAUAUCUAUUGCUGGGUCUCUUUCUUUUGACUUGUCGGAAAAGUUAUAUAACUUGAUUUAUUUAUAAUCUCUUUUUCAUACCCUGUUUCUCAUUCAUUUCUCGACUACUUUACCUGUUUUAAAAUUUCCAUCUUUUUUCGUUUGAUCUUAACAAUUUGCAAGAAUUCUUUUAAAGAAAUCUUGCACCUGUGUUUAUAGAUAUGGUGAUGGCUGUGUCACCAAGGAAAUCGAUAAAUAAGGUGUUUGAGAGGGUUGGGGUGUAUGGUUUUGGAGGGAGCAACCAAAAGAGGUGCAAAUAUGCAAUUGAAGAUGAAGAUGAGACCAUGGAAAUGGAGCAGAUUGGCGCUGAAAGGACAAAAAAUGUGCUGAUUCUGAUGAGCGAUACUGGUGGCGGUCACCGUGCAUCGGCGGAGGCAAUUCGAGACGCAUUCCAGCUGGAAUAUGGGGAUGAAUAUAGGAUUUUUGUAAAGGAUGUUUGGAAGGAGUACACUGGCUGGCCGCUGAAUAAUAUGGAAAACCAGUACAAGUUCAUGGUUAAACAUGUGCAGCUUUGGAAGGUUGCAUUUCAUAGCACCUCUCCUAAAUGGAUACACUCUGCCUAUCUUGCAGCCAUUGCCGCCUUUUACGCAAAGGAGGUUGAGGCUGGCCUAAUGAAGUACAAACCUGAUAUCAUCAUCAGCGUCCAUCCUCUUAUGCAGCAUAUUCCAUUGUGGGUACUGAGAUGGCAAGGAUUACAGAAGAAAGUCAUUUUUGUUACGGUCAUUACAGAUCUCAACACAUGCCACCGCACAUGGUUUCAUCCAUCUGUCAAUCGAUUGUACUGCCCCUCACAGAAGGUAGCUGAUAGAGCUUCACUAGAUGGACUCCAUCAAUCUCAAAUUCGUGUUUUUGGUUUGCCCAUCCGACCUUCUUUUGUUCAGGCGGCUCUCUCCAAGGAUGAUUUAAGAGUUGAACUCGAGAUGAAUCUAAACUUGCCAGCCGUCCUGCUAAUGGGAGGUGGCGAAGGGAUGGGCCCUGUAAGGAAAACGGCCGAAGCUUUGGAAGAAUCUCUCUAUGAUAAAGAACUCAGGAAGCCAAUAGGGCAAUUAAUUAUCAUCUGUGGCCGCAAUGAGGCGCUAGCCUCCACAUUGAAAUCACUUGAAUGGAAAAUCCCUGUCAAGGUUAGAGGGUUCGAGAAACAAAUGGAGAAAUGGAUGGGUGCUUGCGACUGUAUUAUCACAAAAGCUGGACCGGGUACCAUCGCGGAAGCAUUGAUAAGAGGACUUCCGAUUAUUCUGAACGAUUACAUUCCCGGACAAGAAAAGGGAAACGUUCCAUAUGUAGUUGACAAUGGAGCAGGAGUAUUCACCAGAAGUCCUAAUGAAACCGCUCGACUAGUGGCAGAGUGGUUUAGCACAAAGACGGAUGAGCUCAAAAGAAUGUCAGAAAACGCCCUAAAACUCGCCCAACCAAAUGCAGUGUUCGACAUUGUGAAGGACAUUCACGAACUAGCCUGCCAACGAGGUCCCCUCGCGAACAUCCCUUAUGUUAUGACGUCUUCAUUUUCGAGCUUAAUUUACUAAUAAACAUUCAAAUUCUUCGGGAGGACUAAGGUUUGCCCUCAAGUAGGAUGCCAUCCAUAGAUAUCUAGCUUUCGUGAUAUUAUUCUUUGGCUUCAGCAGAUGCUCAAGUUGUAACUAUUUCAUUAGAUAAACUCUCUCAAUGCUUUAGUCGAAACUUGAAAGAAAGAAUUGUCUCGUGUUGGGAUCUCGGAUUUCUGGUGAUCUCCUUUUUUUUUUUUUUAUUGCUGCCUAAUUAUAUGUUGUCUUGGUUUCUAAUUAUAUGUUGUCUUGGUGUCUUUGUAACUUUACUUUGAAAUGACCUUAUCUGUUGCAUAUUGAA